This is a messenger RNA of Sinocyclocheilus rhinocerous, 1095 nucleotides long. RefSeq lists its product as uncharacterized. The record is from RefSeq and is a predicted model, not a curated record. The transcript has a single exon. Lineage: Eukaryota; Metazoa; Chordata; Actinopteri; Cypriniformes; Cyprinidae. The annotation marks the transcript as partial.
AUGUCAAGAGAAGUCACAAGCAGUAAACCCAUGGAAAAAGACCACAGCAAUGGAAAGGGCUUCAGUGUUGCACAAAUUAUAAAGAACAACUGGAGUGGAAAAGGAAAAAUAGAAGAUGGAAGCAAUGAAAGCCCACCAAUAUUUCAACUCCAGCUGGAUGAAACAUGGCAGAAUAGUGACGGAUUCUGCAGAAGAAGCACAUUUGGAAAAAACACCAAAAAACCAAACAAAACCAUUAUGAUGAUCGGAGCCACAGGUGCAGGAAAAACCACUCUAAUUAACAGCAUCUUUUCUGCCCGUGAAGGGAUCGACUGCAUUGAUGCUGUGUGUUUUGUAGUACAGGCUUCACUUGCUCGUCUGACACACACACAGAAAUACAUCUUUGAUUCCAUUCUUUCCAUAUUUGGGAAGGAUAUUGCUGAAAACAUCCUUAUGAUGGUCACUUUUGCGGAUGGGAAAAAACCUCCUGUUCUCGAGGCCAUCAAAGUCUCUGAGGUGCCCUGUUCUAUAAAUGAGUCUAAAGAGCCACUUUACUUCAAGUUCAACAACUCUGCUCUGUUUGCUAUCAAUAAUAAAAGUGAAGAGGAUAAGAAGUCUGGUGGUGAAAACUUUGAUCAAAUGUUCUGGAAGUUAGGAUUUUGUAGCAUGAAGAAAUUAUUCACAUCUCUUAACGAGAUGGAAACCAAGAGCUUGUCUCUGACACGGGAGGUCCUAAAAGAACGGCAACAGCUACAUGUGCUUGUGCAAGGCCUCCAGCCCCAAAUCAAUGCUGGUCUGACAAAACUGGAUGAAAUAAAGAAGACAAGAGCUGCUUUGGAGCAGCACAAAGCUGAAAUGGAUGCAAACAAGGAUUUUGAGUAUGAAUUAGAAGUAACUGUCCCAAAAAUGUUUGAAAACAACACUGAUUACUUCUUAACCAACUGCCAAACCUGUCACUUCACAUGUCAUGAUACAUGCAUUUAUGCAAAUGACAGUGAUAAAUAUAAAUGCAGUGCCAUGAAAGACGGAAAGUGUCAGGUCUGUCCAGGAAAGUGUGCUUGGAAUGUGCACUUUUGUCAGAAAUACAAAUGGACUUAUGUCACAGAAAAGAGAAAG